This is a messenger RNA of Coregonus sp. 'balchen', 15552 nucleotides long. NCBI's taxonomy places the organism in Eukaryota, Metazoa, Chordata, Actinopteri, Salmoniformes, Salmonidae. The record is from the annotation of a GenBank genome assembly.
GCGCAAAAGACAACUUCCUGGUUUGAAGCAGUGAGUGACAUCUUUCGCGAUAGAGGCAAUUUCGUACGUUUUAUUGACGACGGCCUUGUGUUGGAAUGUAACAUAAUCGCUUUAUCCAUCAAGAGUGAAAUAAAUAUUCGUCUGCCACUUUCGGAAAAUAUCACAUUAGCGUACUUUCUCUGAAACGUUAUAAUGGUCCAUGACAGGAGUGAGUAAGCUCAUGGUAAGUCGAAGUAGCUAGCUAGCUAAAGGCAAGCUAUGGUCUCCGCCUUGACUUGGUUUCGAUGCAAUAGUGAGCUAGAAAGCUAAUGGUAGCCAGCUCACUACUGUAGUUAGCUUACAUCUGUACAGUAAAUAGUUAGCUAGUUACGGUUCCUUUCUUUAUAUAUUAGCUAUCUGGCUAACGUUAUUAGCUAGCUUCUAUGUCAGCUUGCUUGUUGUGUGCCUUUCUGGUCAGCAUACCCCCUUAAAAAGUUGGCCUCUAGCGAGCUAUCUCUUUAGCUCGAUACUAGCCAUCAUCAAUGCGCAUCAUGGUUGUUUAUAUAUAACGAGCUUAUCAAAAACCACACUAGGUUGGCUAGGUAGGUUAACUUACAGCUAGCUAGCCAGCCAGGUAACGUUAGCUAGCUAAUGUAGUUGGUUGGCUACUUACUAGUACUUGGACGGUGAGUUAUUUUGUUUAGGUUGGUGGUAGCUACCUUGGUUUUCAGUCUUAAGCAAAGUCUAAAGCCCUAUGUCCAAAGAAACUAGCUAACUAGUUACCAGUUGACGUUGUAACAUGAUUGACCACAAAUUAUGAGUCAGACCAGCACUAUCCACUGCAGAGUGAUAACGGUAGGUAGCUAACGCUUUAGUCAGCUAGCUAGAUGGCUUAAAUGCUACUGUGUUGAUGAUGCUAACGCUUUGCUAGUUGAGCUAGCUACCACGUUAGUGUUCAGUAUGAGCUAGCUAACGUUAGGUAACACUUGUCAACAGUGUCAUGUUAAUUAGCUAACGUUAGCUGUCUUGGAUUACAGGUCCUUGUUUGGUGCAAUGAGAUGACUAAACAAACAACAGAGACAUAUCCAUGCCAUGCUUCUGUUACAGCCAAAUCGGCUGUUGUGUGAAUUGUCGGAUGGGGUUCCUGACAGUUUUAGCCCGGCUAAACUAUAUUUUGCUGCCUUAGCGUAAUGUCGGCCUGUCUGUCUUGUCUUUAGGGCCCAUACUUGUGUUUAACAUAUGUGUUGCCUUCCUUUCGAAUGUAAUCGCAACGUCUGACUUGUGCUUCUAUUUAAAGCACUAGUUUGGCGACUGAGACUUUUAAUGCUGUCUGGUGUGUGGAUGGGCUGAUGGGUCACGAUAAUGAUUGAAGACUGAUGUAACCUUUCCAUGAUGACACUGACUGUGUGUGUGUGUGUGUGUAGGGGAUGAGUGGAGCACAGGUGCAGCAGCAGCGUUCACGGCUGUGGGGUCAGUGACUCUCUCUGUGGGCUCACGAUGGCGCAGGGAUGUCCUCAGCUAGACUAUCACAUCCUGCAGGACCUCAAGCAGCGCUUCCCCGAGAUACCAGAGGGAGUAGUGUCCCAGUGCCUUCUGCAGGUAGGAUACAGCAGCCAGACAGCAAUGAGCACAUAGCCUGCGUCCCAAAUGGCACCCUAGUGUGUUACUUUGGACCAGUACCAUAGGGGCCCGGAUCAAUAGUAGUGUACUGCAUAGGGAAUUACAUGCUGGCCAUACCGCUCGCGUUGCAAAAUACAUUUACACAUAUUAUGUUAUUCAAUCGUUUCAUCUAAAUUGCUUGCGAGCGUCUGCGUAGCCAGGGCGCUAAAAUAGAACUUGGUUUUAUUUGUGACGCUCGACGCGCUGCGAGGCCUGCCAAUUCCCAUCUCCUCAUUGGUUUUUAGGAGCAAAUACCCACGUGGGUGAUCGAAAGAUGAACUGAGGUCCACACUCCAGUCCAGUUGGUGGUGGUAAUGCACCUUAAAUUUGGUUGCCAACCGACAUAUAAAGUGUGAAGAAGAAGAAGAAGAAGACUACUGCAGGAGAGAUUACUAGAAACUAUUAGUUUCCCCUUUUAUCUGUGGAUUAAAUGUCGGAGUAGAGAACACACGAUUUUGUGUUACUCAAAAUGGGCCAAAAUUAUACAAAGAUCCAGAAAAAAAGGACCUUGUGCAUUUCAGGUAAAAUAACAACCCAAUGCUUAUAUCCCAGGACAAAUUAGCUAGCAACAGCAUGUCCAUGAAUGUUUCAUGUUUCGAUGGCGCACGCUCGUACCGGUCUACACAACAUGUAAGGGUGACAUUUGGGACGCAUAGAUACACAACAGGCUACAAACAUGCACACAUUUUCUUGUUGAAGUGCUUGUAUGCUGUUGCAGUGAUCUAGGUAUACACAUAGCCUAUUACACGUACAGUACCAGUCAAAAGUUUGGACACCUACUCAUUCAAGGUUUUUCCUUUAUUUUAUAUUACUAUUUUCUACAUUGUAGAAUAAUAGUGAAAACAUCAAAACUAUGAAAUAACACACAUGGAAUCAUGUAGUAACUAACAUAGUGUUAAACAAAUCUAAAUAUAUUUGAGAUUCUUCAAAUAGCCACCCUUUGCCUUGAUGACAGGUUUGCACACUCUUGGCAUUCUCUCAACCAGCUUCACCUGGAAUGCUUUUCCAACCGUCUUGAAGGAGUUCCCACAUAUGCUGAGCACUUGUUGGCUGCAAUUGGGAUGAGGUCGGGGGAUUGUGGAGGCCAGGUCAUCUGAUGCAGCACUCCAUCACUCUCCUUCUUGGUCAAAUAGCCCUUACACAGCCUGGAGGUGUGUUGUGUCAUUGUCCUUUUGAAAAACAAAUGAUAGACCCACUAAGCCCAAACCAGAUGGGAUGGCGUAUCGCUGCAGAAUGCUGUGGUAGCCAUGCUGGUUAAGUGUGCCUUGAAUUCUAAAUAAAUCACACAGUGUCACCAGCAAAGCACCCCCACACCAUUACACCUCCUCCUCCAUGCUUGACGGUGGAAAAUACACAUGUGGAGAUCAUCCGUCCACCCACACCGUGUCUCACAAAGACGGCGGUUGGAACCAAACAUCUCAAAUUUGGACAUUUCCACCGGUCUAAUGUUUAUUGCUUGUGUUUCUUGGCCCAAGCAGGUCUAUUUUUAUUAUUGGUGUCCUUUAGUAGUGGUUUCUUUCCAGCAAUUCAACGAUGAAGGCCUGAUUCACACAGUCCCCUCUGAACAGUUGAUGUUGAGAUGUGUCUGUGACUUGAACUCUGUGCAGUGUUUAUUUGGGCUGCAAUUUCUGAGGUUGGUAACUCUAAUGAACGUAUCCUCUGCAGCAGAGGUAACUCUGGGUCUUUCAUUCCUGUCGCGGUCCUCAUGAGAGCCAGUUUAAUCUUAGCGCUUGAUGUUUUUUGCGACUGCACUUGAAGAAACUUUCAAAGUUCUUGAAAUGUUCCAUAUUGACUGACCUUCAUGUCUUAAAGUAACGAUGGACUGUCGUUUCUCUUUGCUUAUUUGAGCUGUUCUUGCCAUAAUAUGGACUUGGUCUUUUACCAAAUAGGGCUAUCUUCUGUAUACCUUGUCACAACACAACUGAUUGGCUCAAACGCAUUAAGAAGGAAAGAAAUUCCACAAAUUAACUUUUAAGAAGGCACACAUGUUAAUUGAAAUGCAUUCCAGGUGACUACCUCAUGAAGCUGGUUGAGAGAAUGCCAAGAGUGUGCAAAGCUGUCAUCAAGGCAAAUGGUGGCUAUUUGAAGAAUCUAUUUUAUUUGUUUAACACUAUUUUGGUUACUACAUGAUUCCAUAUGUGUUAUUUCAUAGUUUUGAUGUCUUCACUACUUACUUUACAAUGUAAAAAUAAAGAAAAACCCUUGAAUGAUUAGGUGUGACUGACUUUUGACUGGUAGUGUACAUGAAGUUGAACAUUGACGAUUUAGUCGGGGUUAGUGACCCUCUGUUUUCUACAGUUAAUAGACAGAGAGCAGUGACAGCUAUAGAACUCCAGAACCCGUCUGGACUCCAUCACUGAGCCUCUGUUCUGCUGUCUCCUCUCCUCCAGAACAACAACAACCUGGAUAUAUGCUGCCACCUGCUGGCUCAGGAGAGUAACAGAUACCUCUAUGGGGAGUUCCACAGUCCGGAGGAGGUUCGCCUGAGCCGGAACCACAUGCUUCACAUCCAGUUGGGCUACCCCACCUCGGAGGCUGGCAAGCCCAACGGGGGUGGGCGCUCCCUGGUGCACAGCUCCAGCGACGGUCACAUCGAGCCCCCGCGGGCUGGCUUCCCGGAACCCAUCUCGGCCCCUGCCACCAUGGCCCCCUCGCCGGGGUACAACCCCUUCUUCAUGAACGACCAUGGGGGGCACUCGGCCAGCACCCCAACCCCUCCUCCCAUGCAGGGUAUGUCCCCUACCUACUCCCCCGUUCCCCGCUACACCAUGAACCCCAUCACGGUCUCCCUCUCCCAGAACCUUCCCAACGCCCCCCAGGCCCUGCAGAUCCCCGCCGGUCACUAUGGCAACAGUGGCGGCAAUGCCCUCUACCUCCGUCCCUCCCCCUCCCAGAGCCCCCAGCCCUCUCCUUGGCCUUCGCCCGGGCAGCCUGUGUAUCAGCCCUCGCCCUACGCCACUCCCACCUACCAGUCCCCCUAUAGCUCGCCCCAGCACCAGCCCCACCAAGUGCAACCCCUACAGCAGGUACAGCCCCAGCACCAACUCCAGCACCAACCCCAGCACCAGCAGACCCAUGUCUUCCUUCCAAUCAGCCCUCCCACCCUGGCCAGCAUGCCCUACCACCAGCACCACCAACAGCAGCAGCCCAUCUACCGGCCCUACCUGCCCAAGAGCUCCCUGAAGAACCAGAUCGAGAUCACCCUGGAGGGCCCACGGCCCCGCAGCAACUCCCCCGUCCACUGUCCCCCGAGCCAGACUCUCUACAUGGCCACAAGUCCCUCCCCCAGCUCGCCCCAGCGGGGCCUUAGUGGCGGGGGCCCCGCCGCCUUCCACCCCGGGGUCUACCUGCACCAGGGCCCCACGCGGCCCAGACCUGCCUCCUCGCCCCAGCCGGGCAGCCAUGCAGGCUACACCUUCAAGAUCAAAGUGUCCCCAGGCCAGGCUCAGCAGAGGCCCCUCUCAGGCUCCCCUCCCGUGUCCUCCCCUCCUGAGUCUCUGCUCAACAUGGUGGACCAGGGGGAGCACCAUGCGCUGGCCCCGGCGCCCAUCCUGCCCAUCUCGGCUCUGCCCAGUAACAUCGCCAGCCACAUCGCUAACCGCAUGCCCCGCCGGUCCAGCUCAGGCUCCGAUGACUACGCUUACACCCAGGGUAGGCACGGCUUAUGGAUGGAUAAGAGUGUGUGUGUGUGUGUAUGUGUGCAUUUGUGUGUUUACCCGUGUGCUUAUUUGCUGUUUAUACAAUGGCUGUGUCUAAUCCUAAAUGCUUAUUGGUUAAAACCACAUUCCAGCUGGUGUCUAUUCGACAAGGUACCACCGGCUAAAUCUAUGACGUUAAAAUGCCUAUGUUCCAUCUGACUGCGCAAUCCACUGUCUCAUCAGCCCAGCCAGGCAAUUUAUAAACUUGAUCUCCUCUAUAAAAAGCAUCUAGUCAUUAUCUCCCAUUUCUUUUAGACUAACAGUUCGUUUUCAACAGCGGAGAUUUGUAUAAACCUUGCUGUCUGUCUCUUCGACAUUUGCAGCGUUGUUUCAAUAUUCAAAUUCGAUCUAUAGCUGUCCUAUAGGAAUGAACUUGUCGGGAUGAGACAGACAGGUAGGUAGCUUUUCUCAGCCAGUGGAAACCAUGAAUCGGCAUCAUUUUUGUGCAUAUAUACAAAGAACUAUCAAUAGAAAACAGGUAAACAGAAACGAAGUGCAGCUAGUUUGCAGUCUUUCCAGCUUCAGUUUGAAGUGAUUGUGUUAGCUGUGUUGUUGGCUAGCUCUCGAACAACAGUGUCCUGACGAGAGAGCACAUGUUCUAUGCCAGGUGAAAUCGCGUUUCAUUAUAUAUAUAUAUAUAUAUAUAUAUAUAUAUAUAUAUAUAUAUAUAUAUAUACACACAGUGGAUAUAAAAAGUCUACACACCAGUUAAAAUGCCAGGUUUUUGUGAUGUAAAAGAAUAAGACAAAGAUAAAUCAUGUCAGAACUUUUUCCACCUGUUAAUGUGACCUAUAACGUGAACAAUUCAUUUGAAAAACAAACUGAAAACUUUGAGAAAAAAACACAAAAAAACACAAUUACCUGGUUGCAUAAGUGUGCACACCCUUAAACUAAUACUUUGUUGAAGCACCUUUUUGAUUUUAUUACAGCACUCAGCCUUUUUGGGUAGGAGUCUAUUAGCAUGGCACAUCUUGACGUGGCAAUAUUUGCCCACUCUUCUUUGCAAAAGCGCUCCAGAUCUGUCAGAUUGCGAGGACAUUUCCUAUGCACAGCCCUCUUCAGAUCACCCCAGAGAUGUUCAAUUGGAUUCAGGUCUGGGCUCUGGCUGGGCCAUACCUAAACGUUAAUCUUCUUCUGGUGAAGCCAUGCUUUUAUGGAUUUGGAUGUGUGCUUUGGGUCAUUGUCGUGCUGAAAGGUGAACUUCAUCUUCAGCUCUCUAACGGACGCCUGAAGGUGUUGUGCCAAAAUUGCCUGGUAUUUGGAACUGUUCAUAAUUCCCUCCACCCUGACUAAAGCCCCAGUUCCAGCUGAAGAAAAACAGCCCCAAAGCAUGAUGCUGCCACCACCAUGCUUCACUGUGGGUAUGGUGUUCUUUGGGUGAUGUGCAGUGUUGUUUUUGCGCCAAACAUUAAAAUUAUGGCCAAAAGGUUCAACCUUGGUUUCAUCAGACCAUAACACAUUUUCCCACGUGCUUUUGGGGGACUUUAUGUUUGUUUUUGCAAACUUCAGCCGGCCUUGGAUGUUUUUCUUUGUAAGAAAAGGCUUCCGUCUUGCCACCCUACCCCAUAGCCCAUUCAAAUGAAGAAUACGGGAGAUUGUUGUCACAUGUAGCACACAGCCAGUACUUGCCAGAAAUUCCUGCAGUUCCUUUAAUGUUGCUGUAGGCCUCUUGGAAGCCUCCCUGACCAGUUUUCUUCUCGUCUUUUCAUAUAUUUUGGAGGGACGUCCAGUUCUUGGUAAUGUCUCUGUUGUGCCAUAUUUUCUCCACUUGAUGAUGACUGUCUUCACUGUGUUCCAUGGUAUAUGUAAUGCUUUGGAAAUUAUUUUGUACCCUUCUCCUGACUGAUAUCUUUCAACAAUGAGAUCCCUCUGAUGCCUUGGAAGCUCUCUGCGGACCAUGGCUUUUGCUCUGAGAUGCAACUAAGAAAAUGUCAGGAAAAUCCUACUUGAACAGCUUAACUUUAUUUGUGAUUUAAUCAGUCACUUUAAAUGAUGGCAGGUGUGUAAUGAAUUCUAUUUAACAUGAGUUUGAAUGUGAUUGGUUAAUUCUGAACACAGCCACAUCACCAGUUAUGAGGGUGUGCACACUUAUGCAACCAGGUUUUUAUUUUUCAUUUUUCCGCCUCAGAUUUCAGUUUGUUUUUCAAUUGAAUUGUUCACAUUAUAGGUCACAUUAACAGUGGGAAAAGUUUUGACAUGAUUUAUCUUUGUCUCAUUCUUUUACAUCACAAAAACCUGGCAUUUUAACUGGUGUGUGUAGACUUUUUAUAUCCACUGUAUGUAUGUAUAUAUAUAUAUAUAUGUAUUUUUAUUUUAGUGUGUAUGGUCAGUUUAUGAAUAGAAAAGGUGUGUAGAAAUUAAAUAAAGAAUUCCUAAUUAACUGACUUAUCGGAAACAAAUAACUUCUUGCACAAUUGCCGGCUGUGUAUCCAUCUAUCAGGUUGUUGUCCUCCUUGUCCACAAUGACUCCAAGACGGGGAUUUAAUAUGCGCAGCACCUGUUUCCACGAUGGUGUAUUUCACUCUUAUAAACUUUGUUAAAAUGUUUAAUGUUACGUUAGCCAUUUUCGUGUGAGCUAGGAGUCAGGGGAAAUAAAUGUGGCAACAUAUUGUCUCGUGGCGGAAGGGAACAUAAGCUCUGUAUGUGGACAAAUAUAGGAAUGUUUCAGCACCACACAAAAUAGCCUACUAAUGGACAGUUUUCUGCUCCGCUCUCUCGUUGCGUGGCUGAUAGCCUAGUGAAAUCUGCAACACAACAAGCUCCUGGGUUUGUACAAAAAAUAUAUUGAUUUAAAACGUUUCCAACCUGCAAUAUAAUUGUUCUGAACCGAGAGCUGACCCACCGGUUGAAAGAAUGUUUUCAUUCCACCUGACAGCUGAUUUUUUUUGUUUGUUGUUGUUGCGGGGAACUGUGGGUAUCCGACCCGAUGCAGGAGGGUGUGUUCCUGUGUGUAUGCAUUUGGUGUGCUUGCUCGUUUGCAUCUGUUCAUCUGUGUACAGAAUCAUUCCUGCACAUCCACCCAUGUAUUCCUUCAUCCCAUCCCAACCAUCCCAUCUGUUUGAAGCCCUGUGUUCCCUCCACUGUGUCCCCCAGCUCUCCUGCUGCACCAGAGGGCCCGGAUGGAGCGUCUGCUGAAAGAGCUGCUCAUGGAGAGGCAGAAGGUGGAGCAGCUGAAGGCAGACGUCAACGACAUGGAGUACGACGCCCUCCAGAGACGCUUCAGACGAGUCAGCAGCACCAGCCUCAUCCCCCGGGUAAGAGAGGGACGUACACACAGAUGUGUAGGGACAUAACAUGGCACACACACACACACACACACACACACACACACACCUGUGAAGUGUAACUGCAUAGACACACACACGGCGCACACACGGCGCACACACGGCGCACACACGGUGCCCACACGGCGCACACACGGUGCACACACACACUCAUUAGCUACAUACAUACACUACCGGUCAAAAGUUUUGACACACCUACUCAUUCAAUGGUUUUUCUUUAUUUUUACUAUUUUUUACAUUGUAGAAUAAUAGUGAAGACAUCAAAACUAUGAAAUUACAUACAGUUGAAGUCGGAAGUUUACAUACACUUAGGUUGGAGUCAUUUAAAACUCGUUUUUCAACCACCCCACAAAUUUCUUGUUAACAAACUAUAGUUUUGGCAAGUCGGUUAGGACAUCUACUUUGUGCAAGACACAAGUAAUAUUUCCAACAAUUGUUUACAGACAGAUUAUUUCACUUAUAAUUCAUUGAAUCACAAUUCCAGUUGGUCAGAAGUUUAUAGACGCUAAAUUGACUGUGCCUUUAAACAGCAUGGAAAAUUCCAGAAAAUUAUGUCAUGGCUUUAGAAGCUUCUGAUGGGCUAAUUGACAUAAUUUGAGUCAAUUGGAGGUGUACCUGUGGAUGUAUUUCAAGGUCUACCUUCAAACACAGUGCCUCUUUGCUUGACAUCAUGGGAAAAUCAAAAGAAAUCAGCUAAGACCUCAGAAAAAAAAUUGUAGACCUCCACAAGUCUGGUUCAUCUUUGGGAGAAAUGUCCAAAUGCCUGAAGGUAAUGUUCAUCUGUACAAACAAUAGUACGCAAGUAUAAACACCAUGCCAAGAGUGUGCAAAGCUGUCAUCAAGGCAAAGGGUGGCUAUUUGAAGAAUCUCAAAUAUAAAAUGUUUUUUGAUUUGUUUAACACUUUUUUGGUUACUACAUGAUUCCAUAUGUGUUAUUUCAUAGUUGUGAUGUCUUCACUAUUAUUCUACAAUGUAGAAAAUAUUAAAAAUAAAGAAAAACCCUUGAAUGAGUAGGUGUGUCCCAACUUUUGACUGGUACUAUACAUACAUACACUAUAUAUACAGCAGUAUGUGGAUAAGUGUAUAAAAUCGAGCACACAGCCAUGCAAUCUCCGUAGACAUUGGUAGUAGAAUGGCCUUACUGAAGAGCUCAGUGACUUUCAACAUGGCAUCGUCAUAGGAUGCCACCUUUCCAACAAGUCAGUUCGUCAAAUUUCCGCUACCUGCCCGAAUGCAUAGUGCCAACUGUAAAGUUUGGUAGAGGAGGAAUAAUGGUCUGGGGCUGUUUUUCAUGGUUCGGGCUAGACCCCUUAGUUCCAAUAAAGGGACAUCUUAACGCUACAGCAUACAAUGACAUUCUAGAUUAUUCUGUGCUUCCAACUUUGUGGCAACAGUUUGGGGAAGGCCCUUUCCUGUUUCAGCAUGACAAAGCCCCCGUGCACAAAGCGAAGUCAUUACAGAAAUGGUUUGUCGAAAUCAGUGUGGAAGAACGUGACUGGCCUGCACAGAGCCCUGACCUCAACUCCAUCGAACACCUUUGGGAUGAAUUGGAAAGCUGACUGCGAGCCAGGCCUAAUCGUUCACAUCAGUGCCCGACCUCACUAAUGGUCUUGUGGCUGAAUGGAAGCAAGUCCCCGCAGCAAUGUUCCAACAUCUAGUGGAAAGCCUUCCCAGAGGAGUGGAGGCUGUUAUAGCAGCAAAGGGGGGACCAACUCCAUAUUAAUGCCCAUGAUUUUGGAAUGAGAUGUUCGACGAGCAGGUGUCCAAAUACUUUUGGUCAUGUAGUGUAUGUACACUUAACAAAAAUAUUAACGCAACAUGUAAAGUGUUGGUCCCAUGUUUCAUGAGCUGAAAUAAAAGAUCCCAGAGAUUCUCCAUACGCAUAAAAAGCUAAUUUCUCUCAAAUGUUGUGCACAAAUGUUUUAUAUCCCUGUAAUGAGCAUUUCUCCUUUGCCAAGAUAAUCCAUCCAUCUGACAGGUGUGACAUAUCAAGAAGCUGAUUAAACAGCAUGAUCAUUACACAGGUGCAUCUUGUGCUUGGGACAAUAAAAUGUCCACUCCAAAAUGUGCAGUUUUGUGUCACAACACAAUUCCACACGUUUCAAGUUGAGGGAGCGUACAGUUGGCAUGCUGACUGCAGGAAUGUCAACCAGAGCUGUUGCCAGAGAACUGAAUGUUCAUUUCUCUACCAUAAGCCACCUCCAACGUUGUUUUAGAGAAUUUGGCAGUACGUCCAACCGGCCUCACAACCGCAGACCACGUGUUUGGUGUCGUGUGGACGAGCAGUUUGCUGAUGUCAACGUUGUGAACAGAGUGCCCCAUGGUUGCGGUGGGUUAUGGUAUGGGCAGGCCAAGUGGUGUAAACUUUUACUAUUUAUAUUUUGUACAACUUUUAGUUCACUACAUUCCUAAAUAAAAUUGUUAUUUUUACUCUAUAUAUUUUCCCUGACACCCAAAAUAACUUGUUAUAUUUUGAAUGCUUAACAUGACAGGAAAACGCUGGUGGACUCACUAAACACAUGCGUAGUUUGUAAAUUAUGUCUGAAUGUUGUGUGCCCCUGGUUAUCCAUACAUUUUAAAAACAAGAACAUUAUGCUGUCUGGUUUGCUUAAUAUAAGGAAUUUGAAAUAAUUUAUACUUUACUUUUACUUUUGAUACUUAAAUAUAUUUAAAACCAAAUAUUUUUAGACUUUUACUCAAGCAGUAUUUUACUCUGUGACUUUUACUUGACUCAUUUUCUAUUAAGGUAUCUUUACUUUUACUUUAGUAUGAAUAUUGGCUACUUUUUCCACCACUGUGCAGGCAUAACCAAGGACAACGAACACAAUUGCAUUUUAUCAAUGGCAAUUUGAAUGCACAGAGAUAUCGGGACGAGAUCCUGAGGCCCAUUGUCAUGCCAUUCAUCCGCCGCCAUCACCUCAUGUUUCAGCAUGAUAAUGCACAGCCCCGUAUCGCAAGGAUCUGUACACAGCUGCUGGAAGCUGAAAAUGUGUCAGUUCUUCCAUGGCCUGCAUACUCACCAGACAUGUCACCUGUUGAGCAUGUUUGGGAUGCUCUGGAUCAACGUGUACGACAGCAUUUUCCAGUUCCCGCCAAUAUCCAGCAAGUUCGCACAGCCAUUGAAGAGGUGUGGGACAACAUUCCACAGGCCACAAUCAACAGCCUGAUCAACUCUAUGCGAAGGAGAUGUGUCGCGCUGCUUGAGGCAAAUGGUCACACCAGAUACUGACUGGUUUUCUGAUCCACAGCCUUUUUUCUUUACCAUGACUAUGCCCCCAUAGUAUGACAAUGCCCCCAUCCACAGGGCACGAGUGGUCACUGAAUGGUUUGAUGAGCAUGAAAACAAUGUAAGUCAUAUGCCAUGGCCCUCUCAGUCACCAGAUUUCAACCCAGUUUGAACACUUAUGGGAGAUUCUGGAACGGUACCUGAGACAGCGUUUUCCACCACCAUCAACAAAACGCCAAAUUGUGGAAGAAUGGUGUCGCAUCCCUCCAAUAGAGUUUCAGACACUUGUAGAAUCUAUGCCAAGGUGAAUUGCAGCUGUUCUGGCUCAUGCUGGCCCAACGCCCUAUAAGACACUUUAUAUGUUGGCGUUUCCUUUAUUUGGGCAGUUACAUGUAUAUGUGCAUACAAACAGCUUUGAUCUGAUUCUUAUAACACGUGGAUCGGUAUUUGUAAAUAAAUGCCGAGUAUUAGAUUUGGUAGGAAACCUUCUAUUGUCUCUCUUUUUGUGUGUCAUCUCUCAUCCAAUCCACUGGUGCCUGUUCCAGCCUGAAGAGAUGACCCGACUGCGCAGUCUGAACAGACUGCUUCAGAUUGAUAUUGACUGCACCCUGAAAGAGACUGAUCUACUGCAGUCUAGAGGUACACACACACACAAACACUCUCACACACAAACAGGCUUUUGAAGAUGCAGUGUACAGCAGCACCCAUUCAGGUGUCAAACAACAGAUGCUGUACUAAUUGUGUCAUUUCCACAGGGAAGUUUGAUCCGAAAGCUGAGAACAACUUUUAUAAGAACAUACAGACCGGUCCGGUGAUACCACCCAAGCCAGGAAGGAAAGGUGAGAACCAUGAUGUCCUCUAUCGUACCACUGUAAACAGUGGUAACACUUUACUUAAAGAGGCAAUCUGCAAUUGACACAUCAAUUUUUUCAAAUGUUCAAUUAUUGAUAAAUACCAAAUUAAUUAUUGAAGAAUAUAACUAAUAUAAAUACUUAAUGAGCUCAGUUCAACAGUCAUACCCCAUCAGGACCCAAAAUAUAAGCCUGUUUUACUCCAUUGUUUGUAAACAACGUAAUUGUAAACAAACACUGCAUAGCCUCAAAACAUGGUUCAAACUAAUGUUGAUAUCGUGGUGGUCAGUCCUUGCAUGCAUAGCCCUGUAUAUGAAUUUGACAGUGGUUACAUUUCUCCAGCCCCUUCCCUCAGCUUUUUACCAAAACAGUGGUGGGGUGUCCGCUUUUAUUUUAAAUGUAAAAAAAAUUGGGGGGAGAGAUCGAACUCAGUAUCGAAACUGUGUAAAUGAUAAUGGACCUACAUUCAUACAGUUUCUUAACUGUGUCCAGCUUGCUAAUCAUCACUGGAAUGAAAGCUAGUCAGUCAGGGACUAUCGAAAAUUCUAAAAACGAUGGAACUAUCUUUUGCACAUUUUGACAGCAAAGAAAUAUAACCAAUUUUCAGUGCGGCCCUCCAGACCUCGUUAAAGACUGAAUGCGGCCCUCCAGACCUCGUUAAAGACUGAAUGCGGCCCUCCAGACCUCGUUAAAGACUGAAUGCGGCCCUCCAGACCUCGUUAAAGACUGAAUGCGGCCCCCGGGCAAAAUGAGUUUGACACCCCUGCUUUAUAAUGUCGUAAAAGGCUUAAUAAAAUGUUGCUUGGCUUUGUAUUCGACCUUGUUUCUUCUCAAAUGAUCUCUGAUCACUUCCCUCAGUAGAUGAAAUGUGGUAAAUAUUCAAUUGACCUUGGCUGUGGUUGACCAAAAUGAAUGUUGGCAUGGAACGACUUGAGAAACCCAGCUAUUUUGUCUCUGAUUUACUUUUGUGUUGCGGAGCCUCCCUUUGUGUGGACAGUGUCCUAACUGUUUUUGAAUGCAUUUCCUUUUUUAGCAAGGUCUUUAAAAUGGUGCUGUGUGUUUGUAUGAUGGGUGUCUGUGUGGUUUGCUAUGAAUGCCCAUGGGAUCCUUACUGGCCAGAGUCAGGCCCUCUGUUGUUGAUGUCCCAUUGGAAGGACUUCUAUAUUCCGUUGUGUUUGGUAUUGUGAUGAUGCCAACAGGCCUGCUAGGUCGAACACUGAACUCACACCCGAGAACACUUGAUAAAGUAGCUGGUUUUCUUCUCACGCUGGCAACAAGCUCUGCGUCCAGUGAAGCAACUAGAAAUCUGCUGUUUUCCCGACGCCCCAGUUUGGCUCACCUAUAAGAAUAUGUUGUAGUGUCUGUGUUUGGCAGUGUGAUACUAAGACUGUAUAUGUGCUGUGUUUGUUGGUGUGAUACUAAGACUGUAUAUGUGCUGUGUUUGUUGGUGUGAUACUAAGACUGUAUAUGUGCUGUGUUUGUCGGUGUGAUACUAAGACUGUAUAUGUGCUGUGUUUGGCAGUGUGAUACUAAGACUGUAUAUGUGCUGUGUUUGGCAGUGUGAUACUAAGACUGUAUAUGUGCUGUGUUUGUCGUGUGAUACUAAGACUGUAUAUGUGCUGUGUUUGUCGGUGUGAUACUAAGACUGUAUAUGUGCUGUGUUUGUCGGUGUGAUACUAAGACUGUAUAUGUGCUGUGUCUGUCGGUGUGAUACGGAGACUGUAUAUGUGCUGUGUUUGGCAGUGUGAUACUAAGACUGUAUAUGUGCUGUGUUUGUCGGUGUGAUACUAAGACUGUAUAUGUGCUGUGUUUGUUGGUGUGAUACUAAACUGUAUAUGUGCUGUGUUUUGUCGGUGUGAACUAGACUGUAUAUGUGCUGUGUUUGGCAGUGUGAUACUAGACUGGUAUAUGUGCUGUGGUUUGGCAGUGUGAUACUAAGACUGGUAUAUGUGCUGUGUUUGGUCGUGUGAUACUAAGACUGUAUAUGUGCUGUGUUUGUCGGUGUGAUACGGAGACUGUAUAUGUGCUGUGUUUGGCAGUGUGAUACUAAGACUGUAUAUGUGCUGUGUUUGUCGGUGUGAUACUAAGACUGUAUAUGUGCUGUGUUUGUCGGUGUGAUACUAAGACUGUAUAUGUGCUGUGUUUGUCGGUGUGAUACUAAGACUGUAUAUGUGCUGUGUCUGUCGGUGUGAUACGGAGACUGUAUAUGUGCUGUGUUUGUCGGUGUGAUACUAAGACUGUAUAUGUGCUGUGUUUGUCGGUGUGAUACUGAGACUGUAUAUGUGCUGUGUUUGUCGGUGUGAUACGGAGACUGUAUAUGUGCUGUGUUUGCCGGUGUGAUACUAAGACUGUAUAUGUGCUGUGUUUGUCGGUGUGAUACGGAGACUGUAUAUGUGCUGUGUUUGUCGGUGUGAUACUAAGACUGUAUAUGUGCUGUGUUUGUCGGUGUGAUACUAAGACUGUAUAUGUGCUGUGUUUGUCGGUGUGAUACUAAGACUGUAUAUAUGCUGUGUUUGUCGGUGUGAUACUAAGACUGUAUAUGUCUCUUUCUCCCAGAGGUGGAGCGGAACGCCAAGCCUGUAACUGUGGGGCCCCCUCAGAGAGACGAGGACUUUGAGGGAGGCCAGUGGAGCUGUGAAGAAUGCACAUUCCUCAACCACCCUGCACUCAACCGCUGUGAACAGUGCGAGAUGCCACGCUACACCUGAACGUUGCCCAGCCUACUCCAGCCCUAUCCCGGAUAGUAGCCCCCCCCCCACUUCCUCAAUCCCUGUAAACUCCUCCUCCAAUUGGUUCCUGUCCCGCCCAUGUCUUUGUGUGAUGACCCUCCCCCCCCCUGCACUUUGGAGGAAAGC